Molecule: messenger RNA, 3909 nt
Organism: Haplochromis burtoni (Burton's mouthbrooder)
Lineage: Eukaryota; Metazoa; Chordata; Actinopteri; Cichliformes; Cichlidae
Product: protein limb expression 1
Exons: 6
Coding region: 387-1430 (347 amino acids)
Biological process (GO): autophagosome maturation
Cellular component (GO): cytoplasm
Source: RefSeq, a predicted model, not a curated record
ACCGUCCGACUGUGCUCAAGGAUUAGGCAGCUGCACAGCCCCAGAGGAGGGGCUCAGCAUUCCAGCUCUGCACCUCUGUGUGUGUGCAUGUACAAGAGGACCGAGGGGCCCUCUGAGCUAAUUGGCAGAGAGGGUGACAAAGGUGGUCUGCUUCAAAAGAGAAGCCCUGGCGAGAUGGUCAAACAGACGAGGAGGAGGGGGAUUUGGGGAGGUGGAGAAAGGGGAGUGGAGGUUCCUUCUAAUUUUGAGCCAUGGUGACGGUGGUGGCUACUCAGUUAUUACUCUACUUAGCUACUCAGAGUCAGACGUGCUGUUUUGGUGGAUCAUUUUAAUAAGAGAAUGGUCUGAAGGUGUUUGAGGCAGCAGGAACUAAAUGCUGAGAGAAGAUGAGUGACGUGAAAGUGGAGGAGAGCAUCAUGUCGUACUUAUCACAAACUGAGACUGGCGCCGGCCCCAAAGACUUAAACGUGGUGGCCAUUCUUCAUAACUUCUGGGAGCAGAAGCAGCUGAAUGGUUCCUCCAGUGACUCGGAUGGUUUUGGUGGGAAGGGAGCUGGCCAGACAGAGAGCCUGCUGUUGUACGAAUCUGCACCUUCUCCUGGUCCUCCGUACGUCUGCUAUGUCACGCUUCCUGGAGGAAGCUGUUUUGGUAACUAUAAGGUGUGUGAAACUCAAGCAGAAGCUCGGAGGGACGCGGCUCGUGUGGCUCUGAUGAAUUCACUUGUGAAUGAGUUGCCAUGUCGACGCAUUGACCCUGAGUUCAUCGCUCAUAGUUUGCGUCAGGCGGCCAGAGACAGUGCUGUUUCUGUAGAAGAUGCAUGUGAUUCGGGUACCAGUAUAGGAACCUACAGUUUGCUGCUUCACUCCUACAUUGGAAGGAGCAUGCUGGAGUUCCAGGAGAUGAUGACAAUUUUUCAGUUGUUGCACUGGAACGGGACUCUGAAAGCUCUGAGGGAAAGACAGUGCUCUCGACAGAGUGUGAUUAGAUAUUACUCUCAGCGAGGACUUGAUGAGUACGUGCGCAGCAAUAUGGCUCUGGAUUGGCUCGCACGGGAGCAGAGAUCACCGGGUCUCAUCGGAGCUGAGUUGCAGGUGGCACAGAGGGAGCUAGUGUUGGCCCGGCGUCGAGGCGUAGAGCUGCGCUUCUACAAGGAAAAAACAGAGAUCCUUAGCUUGGCUCUCAGCCAAGCAUACAUUCACCACACACCUGAGGUCUUCAGCCAUUCGCUGAGUCGCAAAUACAAGCAAGAGCAUCUGCCUUUAGACACAUUUUACAGCCAGGAAACAGAAGCCCAGCGAGCCCCACCCUUAAGCCAUUUGCCACCGGUCCAUAAAAACACACAGCAAACAGUCUGUGAAGCCUCUGGACUCUCUGAUAGUCCUUCACCAUGCUCAGAGCAAACAUUUGAGCCUUUAGAUGACUUUGAAUAAACUGAAUCACAAAGUAGAGGAUGGGCAAAACAUAUUGCCAUUUAACUCUAUACCUCCUAAAGGCCCACUAGGAUUAACCAUGAAGCUAUUUUCUGAAGUGUUUUCUGUCAUAUUUUACAUAUGAGAAGUUAGUGAGGGUAUUCUUUGCCUAUGCAGCUAAAAAAUCUUCUACAUCUACAUUUGCUACACAGAAGGCAACUAGAAUGUUUUUUGUCAGCAUGACUGAGAGUUUAAAAAGAGGUUUUACAAAAUUGGGUCGAGGUGUUAUUAUGAUGCCCGACCAUUAUUAACAUACAAUUUAGUUUGUGACUAUAAAAGUAUGGCUCACUGUAAUGUAUAAGCAGCUUUAACAACAAUAAAUGUAGCAUUCAAGUGAUUUAGAUUAAAUAGUAGAAAACUUAAUUACAUUUUUAACGUGGACCUCAAUUUUUUGUUUGUUUUUGGGGGGUUUUAUGAAGAGCACUCUGUCACUGUCCUACAUUUUAUUUAUGCACAUUCUUGUAGCAAUGUAGCAUGCACAGUCACAAAAGAGCAUUUUCAUAGCACUCUAUGCAGUCCUACCUAAAGCACCUCUAGUAGCAGUAACUUGACUUUAUCAGUCUUUUUUUUUACAACUUUGCUUUGGUUCAUUUAAGUUUGUUAACAUUUGUUAUCUACAGCUCUCUUGAAGUCCACCUGCAGUAUUUCAAUCAGGUUUAGGUCUGGACUUUGACUUGGCCACUAAACACAUUGAUUCUUUCCUUUUUCAGCUAUUCUGUUGUAGAUUUGCUGUUGUGCUUGGAAUCAUUGUCCUGGCACGUGACACAAUUUGAUCAAAGUUUUAGAGUUCAUUGUGGACUCAGGGACUGCAAGGUGCCUAGGUCCUGUGACUGCAAAACAAGCUUAAACUAUCACCCUUCCACCACUGUGGUGACAGUUGUGUUUGUGCUGAUAUGCUGCGUUUGGGAUUUGCCAAAUGUAGUGCUGCGCAUUAUGAACAAAUAGCUCCACCUUGGACUCAUCUCUCAAGAAGAUUUGUCCUUUGUUCUGAUGCAACUUGUGCUGUCAUGUUCUUUUUAGACAGAAUAGGCUUUCCCCUGGCAAACUUUCCAAACAACUUAUACUCUUUCUGUCUUUCUUUAAUUGUAACACUGAACAUACUGAGGCCAGUGGAGUCUUUCUGUUUGUCAGUUAAUCAAAUGCAUUUGAUUAACAGCACCUGGCUGCUGCUCACCCUUUUAGUUCCUAUGGAAGCAGUCAAGCUGUCCUUAGUUUUCCACGGGAAAUCAUAGAAGGCUUAGACACUAUUUUUCACAUGACUGUAUGUACGUAAACUUGUUCUCCCUGCUUCACUCCUCCCUGCAUGUCUAGGCUGCCAUGUAAUGUGUCAGUUUUUUUAAGAACAGUGAAAUAUCCUGACCUAUUACAUGUUAUUUGAUUGUUUUACAUUGAUAAAGGACACAUAGCAAAUGCAUAGUUCAGGGGAAACGUUAAUUUCGUCAUUUUAAAAGUACAUUUCAAAAUGAAUGUUUUUUUCUGCCCUCAUAACCUGUGACUUUUUUUGUUUGUUUGUUUGUUUUUGUUUUUUUAAUAUCCUAUGUGUCAUUUCAGACUGUGAUAAUUUGAUUAUGUCAUAAUGCAUUAGUCAAAUUUUAGAUUUUAAGUAUGUUGAUGGAGGAAAUUAUGCAGUGAUUCCACUAACUUGCAGAUAAAGACAUUCAUGACUUUGUAGUGAGUGAAAAUAAUUAUCCAAGGCAGGAGUGUCACACGUACAGCCAGCGGACCACAUCCGGCCUGCCAGAGAAUUUCAUAUGUCAAUUAUCAAUGGCCCGUCAGUAUGUAGAAGCAGGCAGGGGUGAGACUUUACAUUGAUAGGCACACCAUGCAAAGACAGACUGUCAUCAUACCAUUAUGUGAAACAAGGAAUAGGGACUGAUGUUCAGUCGGCCAGGUACACAAGGCGACCGAAGUUGGAUUUAAAUGCAAGGGUGUCGGAAAAAGGUGAAAAAACGAGCGAAGACCAGUGGUGUGCGAUACUGUAAAUUUAGGUAUUGAAGAUACCAAAUAAAUAGAGGGCCAGUAUUGCCAAUACCAAUACUGAUACCGACACUUUUAACUUAUAAUGGCAGUUUAUGUAGGGAAGAGUGCUGUGUAAUGAUUUAUGAGAUAAAUCAUGAUGAAUUUGCAAAUUCUGAUUUUAACUACAACUAAAUCACUGUGAACAAUUAGUUAACACAACAAAACACACCCCUCAGCUUUUCAUAUAUUUUGAAACUGGGUUUAUUGAGACUUGGAAUGUAAAUGUUUAUGAUUUAUGAUUAGGCUGAUGAUCAAUAAUGGGUCAAUGACCCUCCUAGGGACACUCCCAAUAAGGCUUAAAAAUCUGGGACUCUUCACCAACUGCUCUUAGGAUUAAAGAAUCUUCUUGGACGAGAGAUGAAAUAUCUUCAAGAAACUUAAAGAAGUCCAGUCGCUUUUCUUUCCAAGUUCCUUAGAUUGC